AUGUCCGUUGCUUCUAAAGAUACUGGCAACGCGGGGCGUGCACGGCGAGUGUCCCAGCCCCCAGCGUACGUGCGCGCGGCAUAUCAGCUUGCAACUCCUCGGGGACGCAUGCCAAGGGGGACUCGCGUGCCGGCCGUGCCAAAGCUUUUGGCCAUUACCAGAGCGGAGGGAGGCGGAAAUGCAAUUCGUGAUGGUGAUGACGGUGUGAUGUGCAGUUUUAAAGAAAUGGUCGGCAAACAAGCGCUGGUGAGUGACUCGCCCGAUUCGCGUACCAAUAGCGACGGUGCUCCUCGUCAGGCGAACCGGAAUCGAGGCGAGGAUUUUGAAGGGGGCAUACAGGCACACAUCGUGAACAAUAUAAACGCUUUCGAAGAGGAGGAUGACGAGGAUGUGGGUGACGCAAUGCGCACGAUGUUCGAAAGCAACGCGAGAGUCUCCAACGAUGCUAUGGACACGCAUGGCGAGGAAGUGCGCGUUUCCGCGGGAGUAUUCAAGAGCCACCUUAAGUCGCAGGACGAGAGCGCGCAGAAGGUGGCCCGCUUGGAAACUCUGCUUUUGGAGGCGCUGGCGAAGUCCGAUGGGGGGUCCCGUCGGCGCAAGGCGGAGCGGCAGAGGGAUCCCGGGCAGUGA
Molecule: messenger RNA, 630 nt
Organism: Closterium sp. NIES-65
Lineage: Eukaryota; Viridiplantae; Streptophyta; Zygnematophyceae; Desmidiales; Closteriaceae
Source: the annotation of a GenBank genome assembly